Penicillium concentricum is the source of this 441-nucleotide messenger RNA. RefSeq lists its product as uncharacterized. Bases 1 to 441 code for a protein of 146 amino acids. Lineage: Eukaryota; Fungi; Ascomycota; Eurotiomycetes; Eurotiales; Aspergillaceae. The record is from RefSeq and is a predicted model, not a curated record. The transcript has 4 exons.
AUGAGCGGUUCUAGCGACAACAGAUGGCGGGGUGGACCCAGUCGCCAGGCGUCGCAGCGCAACUCGAACAACCGUGAUAAAGCAGGAGGACAGGGAAGCGCACGCGAUAACAAUACUGCUUGGGGCGCAUCCAAUCCUCCGCAGGAACAGCAUGUCCCUGUACGGGGCUUCAACACCGCAGAUGUUAAGAACACUUUGAAGCCAGGGCCUAAUGAAACAAAGUUGUCGACGCCCUACAAACCUCAAUCUAAAGACGGUCCUACCCAACGAUCUACUGCCUGGGGUCCCAAGGGUACAGUCUCCCUUCGGUCGCAACAUACCCUUGAACAAACAAUAACCAUAUUUACAGCGCAAAACAUGGCGAACGGCAAAGACUUCUUCCUAGAGCUUCGAAAACAAAUUGCGACGCUGCAGCGAAGCGGGCCCCCUGUCGGCGGCUGA